Linepithema humile (Argentine ant) is the source of this 363-nucleotide messenger RNA. RefSeq lists its product as uncharacterized. The record is from RefSeq and is a predicted model, not a curated record. Lineage: Eukaryota; Metazoa; Arthropoda; Insecta; Hymenoptera; Formicidae.
AUGGUUCAAUUAUUGUGUACGAUAUGGGCGUUAGUGCUCAAAAGUUUAAAAAUAUCAGUUUUUCGAACGUGUUUCGUUAACGCUAUGGAGGAUGAAUAUGGUGAUCCUUUGAUAUCAAGUCCACCAAUUACCUCAUUCUUAAUUGCAACAAGUGUCUAUGUCAUCGUCGUCAGUUCCACGAUAUUUCCUCAAUCUUUCCGAAAACCAAAACCUGUUUUUAUGUGCUUAUAUGAGUUCCUAGUAACAGCGUUCUUCUUGGAGUUUGCAAUUGCUUGUGUAUGGACGCCGAUAGACGUACUUAUCUUGAGCACGUUACCAAAAAAUGUUUACCACGUAACGUUACAAUCUGCCAGUCUAUUCUAA